GAUAAAUAUAUUAAACAUUAGAAUACAUAAUAAACCAUAAUAUCAUAUCACAAGUAUAAACUAACAGAGCUAAAGCGCCUCCAGCACCGCGCAUGCGCAGUUCACUGCUAAGGAAGAAAGAGGAACAUGUCUCUAGCGAGCUUCUUACCGGCGCCGACCCAGCUGUCUCAGGACCAGCUGGAGGCCGAGGAAAGGCUCCGGGCCCAGAAGUCCUACUCCACCGCCUUGGUGUCGUCCCGCAGGGAGCCUCCUCCGUAUGGACACAGAAAGGGCUGGGUGCCUCGCACUCUGGAGGACUUUGGAGAUGGAGGAGCUUUCCCAGAGAUCCAUGUGGCCCAGUUUCCUCUGGAGAUGGGUAGGAAGAAGAAGACAUCCAAUGCCCUGGCGGUGCAGGUGGAUGCAGAAGGAAAGGUCAAAUAUGACGCUAUCGCCAGACAAGGACAGAACAAGGAUAAGGUGAUCUUCAGUAAGUACGUAGACCUUCUACCAAAAGAAGUUCUGAAUGAAGAUACUCCAGAACUACAGAAGCCUGAUGAGGAGACUGUAAAAGAGCUGACGGAGAAGACUCGCAGUGCCCUGGACAAGCAGGUGUCUCAAAAGAUUGCUGCUGCCAUGCCUGUAAGAGCCGCAGACAAACAAGCUCCUGCACAGUACAUCAGAUACACCCCAUCCCAGCAGGGAGUGGCUUUUAACUCAGGGGCCAAACAGAGGGUGAUCCGCAUGGUGGAAAUGCAGAAAGAUCCAAUGGAACCUCCACGUUUCAAGAUCAACAAGAAGAUUCCUCGAGGACCUCCUUCUCCCCCUGCCCCUGUCAUGCAUUCCCCAAGCAGAAAGAUGACAGUCAAGGAGCAGCAGGAGUGGAAGAUUCCUCCGUGCAUCUCCAACUGGAAAAACGCCAAGGGCUACACAAUUCCUCUUGACAAACGUCUGGCUGCUGAUGGCAGGGGGCUGCAAACCGUUCAUAUCAAUGAAAACUUUGCUAAGCUGGCCGAGGCGCUCUACAUCGCUGAUAGAAAGGCCAGAGAGGCAGUGGAGAUGAGAGCCCAAGUAGAGAAGAAGAUGGCCCAGAAGGAGAAGGAAAAGAAGGAGGAGAAACUGAGGGAACUGGCCCAAAUGGCUCGAGACCGCAGGGCAGGGAUCAAAAGUCACGGGGACAAAGGUGGCGAGGACAGCGAGGUCAGGGAGCGUGACGAGAUCCGCCAUGACAGAAGGAAAGAAAGACAGCACGACAGGAACAUUUCCAGGGCUGCUCCUGAUAAGAGGUCAAAGCUGCAGAGGGACCAGGACAGGGACAUUAGCGAGCUCAUCGCUCUGGGCGUGCCCAACCCUCGUUCCGCCAGCGAGGCGCAGUAUGACCAGCGGCUCUUCAAUCAGAGCAAGGGUAUGGAUAGUGGUUUUGCUGGUGGUGAGGAUGAGACGUACAACGUGUACGACCAGCCGUUCCGUGGCGGCAGAGACAUGGCUUCAAACAUCUACCGGCCCAGCAAGAAUAUAGACAAGGACGCCUACACAGAUGACUUUGACACGCUCAUGCACAACAACAGAUUCGUUCCAGACAAAGAGUUCUCAGGUGCCGACCACGGGCAGAGGCGGGAAGGGCCGGUGCAGUUUGAGGAGGAUCCCUUCGGUCUGGACAAGUUCUUGGAGGAGGCCAAGCAGCACGGCGGCUCCAAGAGGCCGUCCACCAGCAGCCGCUCAAAGGACGACUACCACGACAAGAAACGCAGGAAGGAGUGAGAGCGGCCAGGCACCGAGUCCAUGCAGGGCAGCUGCUAGCGUGUUGGAGGAUUGGGAGGUAGUCGGCACCCUCUCAAAGGCUGAGAGGUGUUUUAAUAUACUCAAGUCUCUAUCAGGAAUGAUCUGUCAGAUUUUUGUUUCCUUUCAGUGGGAGAGAAGAUUUUUUCCUCCUCUUUUUUCCCCCACAUUUGUUGUUUACUCCGCUCUAUUCAGAGUCGUGCUUAAUAUGACGAGUAAACACGUUACACAUAGCGCAAGUGGAGCCAAACUGACCUCUGCAUCUGAAAACGUCUCUGUGCAGUGCAGCAAAGUCAUUUCAGAUGUGACAGACAGUGAUAUGUUGGCCCUAGAAAUUUGUAGACUUUAGUUUUGCUUCAUUUUUUUUUCUUUUUCCAUGUAUACGGAGUAAACUCAGCAGGACCUGUUCAUAUUUUCUCUCAUAUAUCCCCCACAUUCCCCCCUUUGAGUUUUUGUCAACUGUUUUAUUUAAACCCAGGUGUAUUUGUGAGCCCAGUUAAAGCUCGUAUUUGAUGGCAGAUAUGUACAGCAGUAUAAAUUUAUCUGUAAGAUGUGAAGCAAGCCAGCUUUAUAAUUCUUGUACAUUACUACCAGUGGAAUAAAUUUCAUAUCGUGUGUAA
Molecule: messenger RNA, 2375 nt
Organism: Sebastes umbrosus (honeycomb rockfish)
Lineage: Eukaryota; Metazoa; Chordata; Actinopteri; Perciformes; Sebastidae
Gene: snw1
Product: SNW domain containing 1
Exons: 14
Coding region: 127-1737 (536 amino acids)
Biological process (GO): mRNA splicing, via spliceosome
Cellular component (GO): spliceosomal complex
Source: RefSeq, a predicted model, not a curated record